AUGGUAAGAAUACAUAAAUUCCUGAUUUUGUCUUUGGCUUUGGUUGGCUGUGUUGUAGCUGACGUUUCGGAGUUGUCAGGCUAUGAUUAUCACGCCCCAGCUGCUGCACCUGCACCUGCCCAAAGCUACUCGGCUCCUGCUCAAACUGCUGCUCCUUCCAACAGCUACAUCCCUCCUGCAGCUUCUGCUCCAGCUCCAAGCUACUCUGCCCCAGCUCCUUCUCAAUCUUAUGCUGCCCCAGCUGCUGCUGCCCAAAGCUACUCUGCCCCAGCUCAAAGCUACUCUGCCCCAGCCCCAGCUCCUGCUCAAAGCUACUCCGCCCCUGCUGCUGCUCCUUCUAACAGCUACAUCCCACCUGCAGCUUCUGCCCCAGCUCCCAGCUACUCUGCCCCAGCUCCAAGCUACUCUGCCCCAGCUCCAGCUCAAAGCUACUCUGCCCCAGCUCCAGCUCAAAGCUACUCUGCCCCAGCUGCUGCUGCUCAAAGCUACUCCGCCCCAGCUGCUGCUCCUUCCAACAGCUACAUCCCCCCUGCAGCUUCUGCUCCCGCUCAAAGCUACUCUGCCCCAGCUGCUAGCCAAAGCUACUCCGCCCCAGCUGCUGUCCAAAGUUACUCUGCCCCAGCUGCUGCUGCCCAAAGCUACUCUGCCCCAGCUGCUGCCCCAUCCAGCGAAUAUCUCCCACCCCAAGCUGCUGCCUCUGCCCCAGUUGCUGAUUUCGGUGAUGAUGGUUACCGCUACAAGACUCAACGUCGUCGUGUCUUCCGUCAACGUUUCUAA
Messenger RNA from Stomoxys calcitrans (stable fly), 777 nucleotides. RefSeq names its product cuticle protein 16.5-like. Gene Ontology annotation, cellular component: RNA polymerase II transcription regulator complex. Gene Ontology annotation, biological process: positive regulation of transcription by RNA polymerase II. Gene Ontology annotation, molecular function: transcription coactivator activity. The record is from RefSeq and is a predicted model, not a curated record. The coding region runs from base 1 to 777 and encodes 258 amino acids. The transcript has 3 exons. Lineage: Eukaryota; Metazoa; Arthropoda; Insecta; Diptera; Muscidae.